GGACGCCGUGGUGUCGCGGCGGGACUUCUUGGAGUCCUACGACGAGCCUUGGGUGUCCUGUGUGAAGGCGAAGGCUCUUGGAGUGAUGUGCGCCUAUAACCAGGCGCGGCUGCUGGCGCGGCUGCUGGCGUGGAAAUGGGGUGUGGAAAGCGCA
Molecule: messenger RNA, 154 nt
Organism: Durusdinium trenchii
Lineage: Eukaryota; Dinophyceae; Suessiales; Symbiodiniaceae
Source: the annotation of a GenBank genome assembly